Symphalangus syndactylus (siamang) is the source of this 1904-nucleotide messenger RNA. It is a transcript of the gene CPA5, whose product is annotated as carboxypeptidase A5. Lineage: Eukaryota; Metazoa; Chordata; Mammalia; Primates; Hylobatidae. The record is from RefSeq and is a predicted model, not a curated record. Gene Ontology annotation, molecular function: metallocarboxypeptidase activity; zinc ion binding. Gene Ontology annotation, biological process: proteolysis.
ACUGCUUCCCUCUCUCUCUUUUGCUCUUAUUCUUUCUCUCUCACUCUCUCUCUUUUCCCACCCUUAAGCCAAGUACAGGGAUAGCUGUCUCAUUAUUGGUGGCUUAAAAUGAUGUUUUUGAACAAGAAGACGCUGGGUACUUUUGGUGACUAGCACUAUCUCUGUUUUUUUCCUUUUAAAUUCCUGAGCUAUUGUUUACCAGUAUGCCCUUUUAUCUCCAUUGCUGCUGAAGCUGAAUGUUACUUGAGUGGAAAGCAUAACUGCUUUCUUUUCUACGUCCUUAAACCCUUUGAUAAUGUUACUGUUUGAGAGUCCCUAAAGCCAGGGUUCUAGGAGACUCUGGCAUGUCUGAACAGCUGAACUAGAAAAUAAUGGAGUAGGGCAGGUGCUGUGCUGUCCUGAGGCCUGGGCCAUGGUGCCCAAGGAAAGCCCCUGAAGCUCACCAGGAGGAAGAAGUAUGCAGGGCACCCCUGGAGGAGGGACGUGCCCUGGGCCAUCCCCUGUGGACAGGCGGACACUCCUGGUCUUCAGCUUUAUCCUGGCAGCAGCUUUGGGCCAAAUGAAUUUCACAGGGCACCAGGUUCUUCGAGUCCUGGCCAAAGAUGAGAAGCAGCUUUCACUUCUCAGGGAUCUGGAGGGCCUGAAGCCCCAGAAGGUGGACUUCUGGCGUGGCCCAGCCAGGCCCAGCCUCCCCGUGGAUAUGAGAGUUCCUUUCUCCGAACUGAACGACAUCAAAGCUUAUCUGGAGUCCCAUGGCCUUGCUUACAGCAUCAUGAUAAAGGACAUCCAGGUGCUGCUGGAUGAGGAAAGAGAGGCCAUGGCGAAAUCCCGCCGGCUGGAGCGCAGCACCAGCAGCUUCAGUUACUCCUCAUACCACACCCUGGAGGAGAUAUAUAGCUGGAUUGACAACUUUGUAACGGAGCAUUCCGAUAUUGUCUCAAAAAUUCAGAUUGGCAACAGUUUUGAAAACCGGUCAAUUCUUGUCCUGAAGUUCAGCACUGGAGGUUCUUGGCACCCAGCCAUCUGGAUUGACACUGGAAUUCACUCCCGGGAGUGGAUCACCCACGCCACCGGCAUCUGGACUGCCAAUAAGAUUGUCAGUGAUUAUGGCAAAGAUCGUGUCCUGACAGACAUACUGAAUGCCAUGGACAUCUUCAUAGAGCUCGUCACAAACCCUGAUGGGUUUGCUUUUACCCACAGCAUGAACCGCUUAUGGCGGAAGAACAAGUCCAUCAGACCUGGAAUCUUCUGCAUUGGCGUGGAUCUCAACAGGAAUUGGAAGUCAGGCUUUGGAGGAAAUGGUUCUAACAGCAACCCCUGCUCAGAGACUUAUCAUGGGCCCUCCCCUCAGUCGGAGCCGGAGGUGGCUGCCAUAGUGAACUUCAUCACAGCCCAUGGCAACUUCAAGGCUCUGAUCUCCAUCCACAGCUACUCUCAGAUGCUCAUGUACCCUUAUGGCCGAUCGCUGGAGCCCGUUUCAAAUCAGAAGGAGUUGUACGAUCUUGCCAAGGAUGCGGUGGAGGCCUUGUAUAAGGUCCAUGGGAUCAAGUACAUUUUUGGCAGCAUCAGCACCACCCUCUAUGUGGCCAGUGGGAUCACUGUCGACUGGGCCUAUGACAGUGGCAUCAAGUACGCCUUCAGCUUUGAGCUCCGGGACAUUGGGCACUAUGGCUUCCUGCUGCCGGCCACACAGAUCAUCCCCACGGCCCAGGAGACAUGGAUGGCGCUUCGGACCAUCAUGGAGCACACCCUGAAUCACCCUUACUAGCAGCAUGACUGAAGGCGGGGCAGGAGGCUCCAUCCUUCUCCCCAAGGUCUGCGGCUCCUCCUGAAACACAUUAUGCAUCCCCAUCCCCAUGCCCUCAUCCCGAUCUCUUAGAAAAUAAAUACAAGUUUGAACAGGC